Molecule: messenger RNA, 2588 nt
Organism: Salvelinus fontinalis (brook trout)
Lineage: Eukaryota; Metazoa; Chordata; Actinopteri; Salmoniformes; Salmonidae
Product: oxysterols receptor LXR-alpha-like
Exons: 9
Coding region: 742-2061 (439 amino acids)
Biological process (GO): negative regulation of transcription by RNA polymerase II; positive regulation of transcription by RNA polymerase II; cell differentiation
Molecular function (GO): zinc ion binding; RNA polymerase II cis-regulatory region sequence-specific DNA binding; nuclear receptor activity
Source: RefSeq, a predicted model, not a curated record
AUUGUUCUCAGUAUGACUCCCUGAUAACGGUUAAAUAAAUAAUGCAUGAAUGAUAUCGUUUGCUAAAGUGCCCACAUCUUCCAGAAAUACUGCCGCGCUCAGAACAACUGGGGGCUUGGAACUCCGAAAUAUCGGACUUCAGUGCGUUCAAAACAACUGGGAUCUCCGGAAAAACCCGAACUCGACUUGAACGAGCUCGAUUUGAACGGUCAUCCGACUUGGAAUUCCAACUCCAGAACUCGGGCCUCAUUCUAGAUCUCCGACUUUCCGACAUGAGGAUCACUGAGGUCAUGAUUUCACCGUAUCUGUCCGAGUUCACAGUUGUUUUGAACGCAGCAUACAUUGCGACCCCUCUUCAAAAUGGAUCGAGUUUACAAAUUGUCGUCGUGACGUCAUGUGCAAUCGAUCAGAUCAGUUUUGGUCAAGGCCGGGGGUGGUGCAGUUAAAUAUGUGGCAUUCGCAAUAAUGUAUUCCUUUUAGUUGUAUCUAGGCUAUGUGUGUUAACACUGAUAAAUCUUUGUGGCUUCGGCUUAAAUGUAUUUAGGCCUAGCUCUACCUGUUUCCUGCUCAAGUCACAUGAUUGACUACACCGACCGUGCAGCAGGACUUCGUGGGAUCUGUCUGGCUAGUCGCUACGAAACGGGGUGACUGUCGGUAACAAACUCAGGUGAAGUGUUUGACGGGGCCCCAGAGCUGCAACUGGACUGCCUCUGCAGUGGUGACGACCGCAGCAGUGCAGAAAUGAAGCAUGAGGGCAACCUCCUCCCCCUGGAACUACCCCACCAUGCAGGGUUUUCCAGCCCCCCCCAGAAAGGGCCUUCCUCACUAGCUGAGAAGAGCAGCCCGCUGCUCAUGGAGCCCAGCAACAUCAAGGCCGACCCCGCCGGCGACAUGCCUGCCAACACAGAGGGUCAGCCGGUGAAGAGGAAGAAGGGUCCAGCACCCAAGAUGCUGGGUAACGAGGUGUGCAGCGUGUGCGGGGACAAAGCCUCGGGCUUCCACUACAACGUGCUGAGCUGCGAGGGCUGCAAGGGCUUCUUCCGCCGCAGCGUCAUCAAGAGCGCCCAGUACUCGUGCAAGAACAACGGCCGCUGUGAGAUGGACAUGUACAUGCGCCGCAAGUGCCAGCAGUGCCGGCUGCGCAAGUGCCGCGAGGCGGGCAUGCUGGAGCAAUGCGUUCUCUCAGAGGAGCAGAUCCGAGUGAAGAAAAUGAAGAAGAACGAGGAAGAGACUGCACGCACGUCUGCCGUGGUGACCCCCACCCCGGUGCCGGAGGUGGUCCCGCUGGCGCCCGAGCAGUUGGAGAUGAUCGAGAAGCUGGUGGCCAUGCAGAAGCAGUGCAACAAGCGCUCGUUCAUCGACCGGCCCAAAGUCACGCCGUGGCCCCAGAGUCAGGACCCCCAGAACAGGGAGGCGCGGCAGCAGCGCUUUGCCCACUUCACCGAGCUGGCCAUCAUGUCGGUCCAGGAGAUAGUGGACUUUGCCAAGCAGUUGCCUGGCUUCCUAGAGCUCACCAGAGAGGACCAGAUUGCCCUGCUGAAGACCUCAACCAUUGAGAUCAUGCUGCUGGAAACUUCGCGGAGAUAUAACCCUGCCAUUGAGAGCAUCACGUUCCUGAAGGACUUCAGUUAUAACAAGGAGGAUUUUGCCAAAGCAGGGCUGCAGUUAGAGUUUAUCAACCCCAUCUUUGAGUUCUCCAAGGGCAUGAACGACCUGCACCUGGACGAGGCGGAGUACGCUCUGCUCAUCGCCAUCAACAUCUUCUCUGCAGGUCAGAGGUCAAGUGGUAUGCUAGUGUGGAACAGAGCCCAUAUGCAAGACCGGCCCAAUGUGCAGGACCAUGAACUGGUGGAGCGACUGCAGCAGCCGUACGUGGACGCACUUCGUUCUUACAUCAUGAUAAAGAGACCAAACGAUCACCUGAUGUUUCCACGCAUGCUCAUGAAGCUGGUCAGCCUCCGCACCCUCAGCAGCGUCCACUCUGAGCAGGUCUUCGCCCUACGCCUCCAGGACAAGAAGCUCCCGCCGCUGUUAUCUGAAAUCUGGGACGUCCACGAGUAACUUCGCCGACACCCUUGCGGAACUCUGCCGCGCUCCGCAAACCUGCGUACUGGGAUGGACAGAAACAGUGGGUUCGUCUUUCGAGUGUCGAAAAAAAAGACUUGAAUGAAUCGAUGCCUCCCAGGAUACCCAAACACGACGGAUCAAACCUACUGAUCGGUUGCAAGAUUGGAGGAACUUUUUUUCUUCUGUAUCUUCUAUGCAGUUUGGGAGGAUAGUGAUGGCCCUCUGUCCUGCAGACUGGGAUACUAAUCUCAUGGGGAGGUUGGGGCAAAGAAAUAGAAUUACCAAUUAUAUUCAUUCUGUUUCUAUGGGUUGAGGAUUGUGCACACCUGAUUUCUCUCCCUCGCCCAUUUCGUUAUUAAAGGUGAGACGGGCUUGUGGUGAGAUUGUGUUGCCAUGGUCAGUGUGGCUCAGACUUGCUAGCCAGUGUUAACCAUUACAUCUACUGAUAUCUGUUGAUAGGCCGAUCACGAGACUAUCUAUAACGACAAUUACCAUGAAGGUUUUGGCAAUGACCCCCCCCC